This is a messenger RNA of Orbicella faveolata, 1458 nucleotides long. RefSeq names its product cerebellar degeneration-related protein 2-like. NCBI's taxonomy places the organism in Eukaryota, Metazoa, Cnidaria, Anthozoa, Scleractinia, Merulinidae. The record is from RefSeq and is a predicted model, not a curated record.
GAAACUGACGUGGCACAAGCCAGCCUCGUUCGUGUGAUUGUCUAUGUCCUUAUUUACAUUUUACCCCAAUAUCUCUGUUCUGUUUUGCUUUGCCUUCGCCGCUUAACCGGCGAGAACGCGGCGUUUUCUCGUCAAAGAUCGGUUAUGGGAGACUGAUCGGGCAGAUUUUUAUUCGCUUCGAUGGAGGUGAAUUCACCACUUUACAAUUUGGAAUUCAUCGGAGAAAGCAUGGAACAGAAAGAUCGAGGAUCGCACUGUUGUACCGAUCUCGAGUUGGCGGCAGAGAUCGGAAAAAAUCUUCUGGAGCGGAACAAAGAACUGGAAGUGAUGUUGAAAUCAUCGCACCAGUAUCUUGAGGAACAGACUGUUAAAAAUGAGUUCCUUUCCAAACAACUGGAGACAUUACGAGAAUUGCAUGACAGCCAAGUUCGGACUUGCGAGCAGAUGGAGUCCACGGCUUUAGAUCUGCAAAAGAACAAUAAAGAACUGCAAAGCGAGACAGCUGUCUUGCGAAAACGUUAUCAAAGUCUCGUGCAGACUGUGGAUUGUUUGGAAAGUAAGUGCGACGAGUACAAAACACAGCUCGAAGAACUGCAAAUAGAACGAAUGCGCCUUCAGAGAGAAAUGGCGGGUUCUUUGUCACUCAAACUUACUCCGAAAGAGAACGGUUAUGAACUGGAAAGCGAUGAUGAAUCGGAUGAUACGGAAAAAGAUGAAAAAGUCUUAGGUUUUAAGAAGGAUAUUGAAAUUCUAAAUGACAGGAUUAUGAAAUUAAAAAGGCAACAUUCUGUGGAAAGACGUCGAAGGGAGGAACUCGAGAUCGAAUUGUCAGACUUGAUUCAUGAAAAUCAACAACUUGAUAAAGAACUAUUGGACUUCGCAGAACAAGCGAAAGUCUGGCAACAACUGGAGAACGAGGUGUCUUGUCUGAGUCUGUCAAUCGAUAACAGCUCGGAACAUGUACGGCAAAUCUCGGAAAGCACCGAGGAUGAAUCAUUUGUUCUCGUUGAGAACGAACUGGAUCGCCAAAGCAGCGCUAUGUCAGACCAAAGUGAGGUAGAGGUUUUGAGUCCUUCUCACGAAGUAAAAUCCCCACUUAAACAGAACAGCACGUCAUUCCUAUCCGAGCUUGGAAGUCAGUAUCACGAGCUAGUCCAAAAAUACGAUUCUCUUGUUAAACGGUGUAAAAGUGAGGGUAUAGUGCAAGACAUCGCUCCAAUUCCGACCGUACAGCGAGCGAUUCAGACCUCGCCGCUUGAUGAAGUGCCCGUGCAGUUUGGAGACGACACUUCACAGCAAAGCAGCGCGUCAGGGAAAGCCAGGGAGUACAGACAACUUUUUGCGCAAAUCUACUCCAAAAUACAAGAAUCGAAGAAGUUUAAUCCAGCAGAUAAAACAGAGAAAAAAAACUAAUGUAAUCUUAAGGAAGUUACGCCACGGUUUGCGCAUCUUGAAAAG